GGGAGAAGAAAUGAAGAACUUUAGUGCCGCCCCAUUUUCUUUCCUGUACGUCUGUCUCUCUGUCAACAAUCGAAUUCAAAGAAUUCAAAUACCCAACACAUAAAGCAAACAGCUUUCGCAGCUGUCCUGAUAAGUGCUUUUCUUCCACACCCCAAAAAAAGAUAACGAAGAACAGUGCAGCGAUCACCGGCUUUCUCUUACUCCCUUCUCUUCUCUUCUGGUGAGUACCCCACUACGACAUCUGUGUUUCAAUUCCUUGUUCACUCGAGUCUUUUUGGGUUUUGAUCGUCUACUUAUAUGAUCCAUUGGGUGGUUUUAGAUUUCAGUUCAUUUCUAUACUAGAGCCUGAAGGAAUCAAGUCAUGGGAGGAUUAGUGUUGGAAACUGCAAGUCAAAUCAGCAAGUUUGUCAUGAUCUCAAUGAAAACAUGUUACAAAUCAGUUGGCAAUCAUCCAUUUGUUGUGGGCAUCCUGCUUUUCUUUAUAUUUCUGCACAGAUCAUUUCCUGUUUUGUUUUCUGUUUUGGUCUCAACUUCCCCUGUUCUUGUCUGUACUGCUGUUCUUCUUGGAACCCUUUUGAGUUUUGGUCAGUCCAACAUACCCGAAAUCGAACCCCACGUCGAUGUUGCUCCUCUUAGAACUUGGGUUAGUGGCGAUGAUACUGUUCUUGUCGAGAGUGGCGGUAGCUUCCCCGCAGAGAAACUCUCAGCAACCAGCAGGGACAUUGUGGACGACGAGUCGACGACAGAUUACAGAGUCAAUGGUGAGGCUGGGGAUCAUGAUAUUUAUGCGCCGCUUAUUAUUGAGAAUGUUCAGCAUCAGACUGAGAGUGACAAUAGAGUGAUUGAGGAUUUGGAUAGAGACAUUGAGUUGCCGAAUGAUGUGGAAGCAGCUGAGCAGCAGUAUAGUUUGCUUCAACAGGUUCGAGAUCAGAUUCUUCAAGUGCAGGAUGGAAAUGGUAAUGUAUCUCCUCAAGGAGGAAGAAACCAUUAUGAUGACAGUGGUGAAGCUUCUGAUUCAGGGUCAGAUGGGGCCGAGAGCUCAUCGCCGGAUGCUUCAAUGGCCGACAUUCUUCCUGUUCUUGACGAGCUACACCCGUUGUUAGACUUAGAAGCUCCACAGCCUGCUCAUAUGUCGAAUGAUGGAUCUGAUGCAGCUUCAGAUAGCAGUGUUGAGUCGGAUGGGGAUAAUGAGGAGCAGGGUGGACGAGCAGAUGAGGAGGAUGGGGUUGAUUACCAUGGCGGCGACGAGGAAGAAGUACCUGAGCAUAGUGGCAAGGAGGAUGAAAGCAAAUCUGCAAUUAAGUGGACAGAUGAUGACCAAAAGAAUCUCAUGGAUUUGGGAAACUUGGAGCUUGAGAGGAACCGACGCUUAGAAAAUCUUAUUGCAAGGAGAAGGACAAGAAAAAGCUUCAAAUUAAUGGCUGAGAAGAAUCUAAUAGAUUUUGGUGGUGUUGAUCUUCCAUUUAAUGUUUCACCAAUUUCAACAACAAGGCGCAACCCGUUUGAUUCUCCAUUUGAUGACUCCUAUGGUGACAUGGGGUUACCACCCAUCCCUGGGUCUGCUCCAUCCAUCAUGUUGGCAAGGAGAAAUCCUUUUGAUCUUCCUUAUGAUUCAAAUGAAGAAAAACCUGACCUCAAGGGAGACCAUUUUGAGCAAGAGUUUAUUGCAUCGCAUGCCAAUGAUGCAUUCUUCCGUAGGCAUGAAAGUUUCAGUUUGGGAGCUUCAAGUUUGGGAGGUGCCAAGCAUGAGAGGCAAGACUUUAAGUGGAAACCUGUUUUCGUACCGGAAAGAUUGGCUUCAGAAGGACCAGGUUAUUCCUUAUUUCAAAGACAAUCGAGUGAAGUUAGUGAAUCAAAGUUGAGUUCUGUCCAUGAUAGCGACUCAUUGAGUUCUGCAGCAGAUUUGGAUGAUAGGAAGUUCAGUGAGCAAGACUUUACUACAGAAGCAGAAGUCAUCUCCAACAUUUAUCAUGUUUCUGGUCUUGUUAACCAUGGAAGUCAUUCCUAUGAAGAUGCAUAUUCGCUGGAAAUGGAACAGGUUGAUAAAAGGGAUGUCCUACCCGAUCAGCUUGAUAUAGAAUUAGGUGCAAGUGAAAAGCUGGAACCAAGCUUGUCGGAUAAUGGAGGAUUGCGUACUCUUACUAAUGAACUCCAUUUAAAUCCAGAACUAGUUGAAGAGGAGGACAGCAGCAGUAGCUCAAGCUUGUCAUCAUUGUCAGAAGCAGAUGAAAAGAUCUCAGAUGUGAGGGACGUUGGAAAAAUUUUGGAACUAAGUGGUGAUCUAGUCAAAGAGUAUCUAAUUUCAGCGCAACAUUCGCUUGAGGAAUCAGAUAUUCAAUUCAUAAGCACGUCAGUUGAUGAUAAUCAAUUAAAGGAGCCAGUCUAUGACUCGGUUCCCCUUGAAGCUGAAAAUCUUAUUUCCUUGAACUCCAUUUCUUCUGAUAUGCAAGCAGAGAUAUAUGAACUAGUUAGAACUCAAUCAUUAGCGGAAAUGCAUGUGCCUUUUGUGUACAAAGAUAAUGAUGUGGACUGUGAGAACAUAGAGAAGGCUACUUCAGCUAAUGGAGAUGUAUGUGGUGCCACCUCAAAAGCACAUGGAGCAGAUGCAAUUGAGGGAGACUUGGGAAACUACAACCAAGCGCAGCUAACAAGUUCUCUUUCAGAGGUAGAAGACGGUCUCCCUAGGAAUUUGGAGGUAAAUGCAGUUUCUUCACAAUCUCGUUGCCAUUAUCUUCUUUCCAAUGAACAGACAUCAGAACAGGAAAAAGACCUAUCCUGGUUAGAUAAAUCCAUGGUUGAACCAUGUCUUGAUGAUCAUAUGGAUGCUCUUAUUAUCAAAGAUAAUGUCACGGAAGAGGUAGAUGACAUAAAGGAGAUCGACCCAGAGUUGCUUCUAGAACUGGAUACAGUUGGAGAUUUCAGUGUGAAAGAUGGAAUUGGUGAGCCACUCCAUUAUGAGCUGGUAAGAGAGGUAGCUAAUGCUGUGAGCUCUGAAUCUGGGUUGUCAACCGCGGAGUUGAACCUGUCAGAACCCAAUCAGGAACUACCUAUUCUGGAUCACAUUCAUGAGGGAGUAGAUAUUGAUGAAGCUUUCAAAGAACUUCAUGCAGGAGUAAACGCGGAGGAGGUCAUGUUUCCUGGAGUGGUUGACAAUGAGCAAGUAUCAGAAAGUACAGUGCAGACCAGUUCACAGUUGCUGACGACUAAAGCAACAUCUUUGGAAGAUAUUAUCACUUCUUCAAAUCAAGCUCCAGAUAAUUCCGCUAAUGAGUUUUCGCAACUACUGGAUACAGAAGGGUCAGUAGAAUUACGUGCGGUAUUACCUCUAGAGGGUAAUGAUGUAUCAGCAGAUGCCUUGCCUCAUGUGGUGGAGGAUAUUGCAUUAUACAGUAUAGGGUCCACUGAUCAAGAGACUUUCACUACUCAAAUUCAUUUGAAACAACUAUCGGAAGAAAAUGUUACUAAGCUGCUGGAUACAUUAGAUUCAGAGGAUGUAUUGGCAGAAGUAGGAGCUGAGGCUGUGGUGGAGACGGUAUUAAGCAAUGACGUAUUUGGUGUUAAGGAAACUAUAACUGAUUUUCCUUUGAAGCAAGUAUCAGAAGCUGAUGUUGCUGAGCUGAUAAAUCCAUUGAAUUCUAAUGAUGAAACCUCAGAAGUAGGAACUGCCGCUGUGGUGGAGACUGUUUCAAGCAAUGUUUCAUACGGUGUUGAAGAAACCAUCCCUGAUUCUCCUUUGAAGCAACUAUCAGACGGUACUGUUGCUGAGCUGCCAAAUCCAUCAAAUUCGAAGAAUGAAACGUCAGAAGUAGGAACUGAGGCUGUGGUGCAGACUGUUUCAAGCAAUGUCUUACACGGUGUUGAAGAAACUAUCCCUGAUUCUCCUUUGAAGCUAGUCUCGGAAGACGCUGUCUGUGAGCUGCAAAAACCAUUGAAUUUGAAGGAUGGGUGUGAAGAAGUAACAACUGUUGCUGUGGUGGAGACUGUUUCAAGCAAUGUUUCACAUGGUAUUGAAGAAACCAUCCCUGAUUCUCAUUUGAAGCAACUAUCAGAUGGUACUGUUGCUGAGCUGCCAAAUCCAUCAAAUUCAAAAAAUGAAACGUCAGAAGUAGGAACUGAGGCUGUGGUGCAGACUGUUUCAAGCAAUGUCUUACACGGUGUUGAAGAAACUAUCCCUGAUUCUCCUUUGAAGCUAGUCUCAGAAGACGCUGUCUGUGAGCUGCAAAAACCAUUGAAUUUGAAGGAUGGGUGUGAAGAAGUAACAACUACGGUGGGGGAUUCUGUAGAGGAGAUUGGUUCAAACAAUACAGGAUCAGAUGUUCCAAAAACUGUCCCAACUCCUAGUGCGUUGAAGGAAGUCUCGGAAAGUUUUGUGGUUGAAACAAUAGAGAUGGCAUCAGACGAUAGAGAACUCGUGCAAGAACCUGUACCUACUCAAGUUUCAGAAAAGAAUGUUGGUGUUGGUGAGCUGCCAAAACCAUCAAAUUCAAAUGACGGAUUAACAGAAUAGAAGAAGAAUCAACAAAUGCAGUGGUUCUUCCAGUUGAGAAUAUAAGACAUGAACUGAAGAAUGCUGAACUGUUUGUGGCUCGCGUCUUUUUCAGGUGUCUUCUUUAGCAACAGGCUCUGCAUGUGUAUAUUUUCCUUCCAGUGUGAUUACAAUGAUCUUUUUGGGUUGGGUUAUAGUUUCAUUUGGUGUUUUUCUUCUUUAUCAAUACCUUUUUGAUUGAUUGAUUUCUUCAAGAAUGAGUUUUUGGUUUGAUUUCUUGAAGUGUGAAGUUUCUGAAGUUGUCACUGGGAGAAAGUUCUGCUUGAAUCAUCCGUUGUUUUGACAAGUUGAGGAUAUGGAUUUUUUUUUUCUUUGGAUGUGAGGGAAUAUUGUAAACUUCUGCAGAUGUAUAAAGUGCAGCUUCCGUUU
Argentina anserina (silverweed cinquefoil) is the source of this 4915-nucleotide messenger RNA. RefSeq lists its product as uncharacterized. The record is from RefSeq and is a predicted model, not a curated record. NCBI's taxonomy places the organism in Eukaryota, Viridiplantae, Streptophyta, Magnoliopsida, Rosales, Rosaceae. The coding region runs from base 362 to 4507 and encodes 1381 amino acids. The transcript has a single exon.